AUGUUGAUUGCUUUCAACGAUGAAGAAACUAUUUCGAGGAUUUGCUAUGUGGCAUGGAUACGGGAUAGGGAUCAGCAUAUCUUGACCGUCAACAACACGACGUUCAUUUCCGAUGCCCGGUUUGGGCCAAUUCACAUGCCGCAACUCGCUUCAUGGGCUCUACGGAUCAAAUACGUCGACACGAACGACGCGGGAUUCUAUGAGUGUCAAAUCUCGACAACCCCGAAAAAGAGCCGCUCCAUUGAGCUUAAAAUUGUUGUUCUUCGCGGCGUUUAG
This is a messenger RNA of Notodromas monacha, 276 nucleotides long. Lineage: Eukaryota; Metazoa; Arthropoda; Ostracoda; Podocopida; Cyprididae. The record is from the annotation of a GenBank genome assembly.